Messenger RNA from Centruroides sculpturatus (bark scorpion), 1179 nucleotides. RefSeq lists its product as uncharacterized. Gene Ontology annotation, biological process: DNA integration. NCBI's taxonomy places the organism in Eukaryota, Metazoa, Arthropoda, Arachnida, Scorpiones, Buthidae. Gene Ontology annotation, molecular function: nucleic acid binding. The transcript has a single exon. Bases 18 to 1160 code for a protein of 380 amino acids. The record is from RefSeq and is a predicted model, not a curated record.
UCGAUCUAUGUGGACCUAUGAAGACAGAAUCUGUAGGAGCUCGCUAUUUCCUGCUUGUAAAAGAUGAUCUAAGUCGCUUCAGAACUGUAUACUUCUUAAAAGGAAAGAAUGAAGCCAAAGACAAAAUCCGAAAAUGCAUCAAAUACAUUAAAAAUAACUUAAACUACAAAGUCAAGAUAAUAAGGACAGACAACGGUAAAGAAGAAGUUAACCGUUUAAUCAAAGAAACCAAAGAAGAAAAAGGAAUUGUUCAUCAGUUAUCCUGUAAAUACUCGUCACAACAAAACAGUAGAAUAGAAAGAGAAAUGCGAACAAUUGUUGAAGCAGCUAGAACAAUGAUCCAUGCAAAAGGAUUAUCCAAGUCAUUUUGGGCAGAAGCUGUAAACACAGCUGUACAUUUAUUUGUCGAAACCGUGUCUUCUUCUUGUUUCUUCUACUUCUAUGUCACAACUUGCGAGAACGGGAAAGUGUUAAACUACAAUUCAAACAUUCCGCAGUACAUAAAAGAAAACAUAUUCAUCAUGGAGCAUAAAAAGAUCGAAAACAGAACAAGCUCACUACAAAAGAAAGAAAAACACCUCAACGAACUGCGAACUAAAUUCCUAUUGAACAGCUACCCAAAACGAAUACUAAAUAACUGGGAAAGAAAGAUGAACAACAAAAGGCUGGAAAAUAAACAAAACAGAGAUAAAAACACAGUAAGAUACAUACCCUUCCCCUACAUUCGUGGCUUCUUUGAACAGGUAAACAAAAGUUUUGAUAAAAUAAAUAUAAAGCUAGCCUCAACCUAUAACAACUUGCAAAAAAGAAUCCGGGAGACUGAAUCUGACAUAAAUAAACAACCAGACAAAUACAAUACUACCGAAGUCGUCUAUAAAAUACCUUGCACAUGUGAACUGCCAAAAGUAUACAUUGGAGAAACAAAACGAAAAUUGGAAACAAGAUUAAAAGAACACAUCGCAGACCUGAAGUAUAGUAGAAUCAACUCUGUUUUUUACGAACAUUGCACGACCCACAACUGCAAAAUAGAUAAGAAUGAUGCAAUAAUAGUACACACAGAAAAAAAUUGGUACAAAAGAAAAUUCAAGGAAAGCUACGAAAUUACUACAGACAAAAAUAAUAUUAACAAGAACCUAAGCAUUGACAUUCAUAAAAACUAGCUACAAUUAUUAAAAUAGA